Plasmodium relictum is the source of this 1092-nucleotide messenger RNA. Its product is annotated as rhodanese like protein, putative. The coding region runs from base 1 to 1092 and encodes 363 amino acids. The record is from RefSeq and is a predicted model, not a curated record. Gene Ontology annotation, molecular function: thiosulfate-cyanide sulfurtransferase activity. Gene Ontology annotation, cellular component: mitochondrion. The transcript has a single exon. NCBI's taxonomy places the organism in Eukaryota, Apicomplexa, Aconoidasida, Haemosporida, Plasmodiidae. Gene Ontology annotation, biological process: transsulfuration.
AUGAACAGGUGUAACUUCAUAACAUUUUCUCAUUUUGGUAAUAAAUUUUUUAGCUUCCCAAAAAGUUUAUUUAAUUUUAAUAAAAUAAAUAACUUGAGAAAUUUUGGUAUGACGAAUGAAAAAAAUAAUUGUUUAAUUGAAACGGAUGAAUUAUAUUCUCUUAUGAAAAAUAAAAAAGAGUAUCUACUUUUUGAUACUAGUUAUUAUAACAUAAAUCCAAAUAGUAAAGAUACUCUUAGUGAUUAUGAUCAAAUAGAAAAAAUAGAAGGAAGUAUCUCUUUUGAUUCAAGAGUGGCAUAUAAUAAAAAUCCUAAUUUUUCUUUUUUUUUUCCAACAGAAUUAGAAUUUUUUAAUUAUCUAAAAGAAUUAUUAAUAAAAAAUCAAACGAAUAUAGAAGAUUCCUUAGAAAAUAUACCAAUUAUUUUUUAUGAAAAAGAUGAAAUUUUUUAUUCACCAAGAAUUUGGUUUAUGUUUAAAAUAUUUGGAUUUAAAAAUUUAAAAAUUUUAAACGGAGGCUUAAAUAAAUGGUUGUGUGAAAAAAAAGAAGUAAUAUAUGAAAAAGAAAAUAAUGUGCAAUCAAUAGGCAAUGAUAAAAUUGAUAAAGUAAAAAAAAUAAUAGAAGAUCAUUUAAAAAAUAAUAGAGGUAUAAUUGAUAAUAUGAAGAAAAAUAUAUAUUAUUAUUCAGAUAUAAAAAAGUUCAUUGAUUCAAAAAAAAAUGGGAAAAUGAAGAAUUAUGUACUGGUAGAUACAAGGUCUAAUACUACUUUUAGUUCAUUGAUACAAUUAGAUGAAAAUAAAAAAGUAAAUAAUCAUAUUCCUUUUUCAAUAAAUAUACCAUAUUCAUUUUUCUUAAAUCAUCAUGAUGAAAAUUUAAAAUAUGUUACAUUUAAAAAUGAGUUAGAGAUAAAGAAAAUAUAUGAUAAAUACGAUCUAUUAAAUGAUGAAAAAAUAGUUAUAUCUACAUGCAAUAAAGGAGUUACUGCCUGCAUUUUACUAUUUCUUUUGCAUUUACUAAACAAACCAUUUUCUAAAUUAAUUUUAAAUCAGGGUAGUAUGGUUGAAUACAUGUAUAAUGAAUAUCAAAUAAAAUAG